Lagenorhynchus albirostris (white-beaked dolphin) is the source of this 1716-nucleotide messenger RNA. RefSeq names its product zinc finger protein 594 (gene ZNF594). Gene Ontology annotation, biological process: negative regulation of transcription by RNA polymerase II. The coding region runs from base 134 to 1615 and encodes 493 amino acids. The record is from RefSeq and is a predicted model, not a curated record. The transcript has 2 exons. Gene Ontology annotation, molecular function: DNA-binding transcription repressor activity, RNA polymerase II-specific. Lineage: Eukaryota; Metazoa; Chordata; Mammalia; Artiodactyla; Delphinidae.
UAAUUAUAUGCUGAUGAUUCCAAAAUCUGUGUGUCCAUUCUAGAUUUUCCUCCUGGGUUCCUGACCCACUGAUUCAUUGGCUUCUCAGAAGUUUUCUCCUGGAUGCCACACAGAUUCUGAGACCAAAAAUAAGAUGAAAGAUUGGAAGACAAAGAUGGAAAUUUCUGAAGAAAAAGAUUCAGCAAGGGCUGUAUCAGAAAGACUCCAAAGACAGAUCUCCCAGGAAUGGGGGUUAGUUGAAACUGGUGAUCCUGAGGACAGGUUAUUGAGGUAUUGGGUAAGCCCCUUAGAGGAUGCAGUGGGAUAUCCCCCUUCCCAAGAGAGAGGUAUCAGGGAAGUGAAUCUGAUCCCCAAGAAAGCCAUUGCAGGAGAGAGAGUCCAUGGAUGUAAGGAAAGAGAAAAAAUACUUUCUGCAGGAGAAAGACCCCACAGACAUGAAGUCUGUGGCCAGAGCUUCAAACAGAAGUCAGAAGUAACUGAACAUCAGAAAACUGGUAAUAUAAAGAAAACCUAUGAAUGUAAGGAAUGUGGAAAAACUUUCAAUCGGAGCUCAAACCUGAUUGUACAUCAGAGAAUUCAUACAGGGAAGAAACCAUAUGUAUGUAGUGAAUGUGGAAAAGACUUUAAUCAAAGUUCAAAUCUUAUUAUACAUCAGAGAAUUCAUACAGGAAAGAAACCUUAUAUAUGUCAUGAAUGUGGAAAAGACUUCAAUCAGAGCUCUAACCUGGCCCGACAUAAGAGAAUACAUAACGAUGAGAAUCCCUAUGAAUGUAAAGACUGUGGAAAGGCCUUCAAGGGAAGCUCGAACCUUGUCCUGCACCAGAGAAUUCACAGUGGAGGGAAGCCAUAUGUAUGUAAUGAGUGCGGGAAGGCCUUCAAUCAAAGUUCAGAUCUUAUUAUCCAUCACAGAAUUCACACUGGAGAGAAACCCUAUGAAUGUUAUGAAUGUGGACAAACCUUCAGUCAGAGUUCACACCUUGUCACACAUCAGAGAAUUCAUACUGGAGAGAAACCCUUCAAGUGCAACACCUGUGAAAAGGCCUUCAGGCAGCGUUCACGCCUCACAGAACACCAGAGACUCCACAGUGGGGAGAGACCCCAUGAAUGUCACAAAUGUGGGAAAUCCUUCAGUGGGCGCACAGCCUUUCUUAAACAUCAGAGACUACAUACUGUAAAGGAACUUGAAUGUGAAAAAGCCUGCACUUCUGACUUAGCUCUUAUCCAACAACAGAGAAUUCACAGGGAAGAAAAACCUUAUGAAUGUACUGAGUGUGGAAAAACUUUCCGGGGAAGUUCAGAUCUAAUUCGGCAUUGGAUAACUCACACUGGAGAGAAACCCUAUGAAUGUAAUGAAUGUGGGAAAGCCUUUAGCCAGAGGUCACACCUUGUUACACAUCAGAAAAUUCACACUGGAGAGAAACCCUAUCAGUGCAAUGAAUGUGGGAAAGCCUUCCGGCAGCGUUCACUCCUUGUCCAGCAUAACAGAAUCCACAGUGGUGAGAAACCCUAUGAAUGUAAGGAAUGCAGAAAAGCCUUCAUCUGGCACACGGCUUUUCUCAAACAUAAGAGACUUCAUACUGGAGAGAAACUUGUGGAAGGUGAAAAAAACAUUUAGCAAGGAAGAGUUGCUUAGAGAAGAGCGGAGAAUUCGCCAAGAAGUGAAAGCUUAUCAGUGCAAUCAGUGUGGUAGAACUUUCCGAGGCAGCUCAGACCUCA